GCGAGAUUCCUUUAGUAUUUUCAGGGAAGCACCUCGGUCCUCAAGAUGACUGGCAUGAACACCUCCGUCUCUGCAGGUUGGUACAGCUUCACCAACCUGGGCCCUAUCACGACCACCUUCACGCCAGCGCCAGCCUGCACGGCCUCGAAUCAGGUCUCGAUCGGCUACGUGGAUAAUUUUUUCACUGGCGUCAAUGUCUACGCCGCGUACGGUGUCCAAUGCACGUCUACCGUCGACUAUUUCGACUGCAUCCCCACCAUGACACCAGAGCCAACAUCCACCACCGCUGUCCCGGACGACGACAUCAUCUGGGUUGACUAUGGCGUCUACUACUCGCCCGGUCUCUACUGUCCCAAGGGUUGGAAGACGGUCGGCAUGGCCGGACGCGACGCAAGCAGCGUCCUGACCUCAUCGGGAGUUCUGGCCCCGACGGCCACAAGGUCGAGCAGAACUCGGGCUGCCACUCCGACGCCGUACGGCGAUGACUACUAUGAUUACUACUACGAUGAAUACAACUUGGACCCGGCAUCCGUCAUGAAGAGCAUGCUUGAGCCGAAACAGACGAUGGCGCUGUGUUGUCCUGACUUCAUGACCGUCGAUUCCAACGGCGCCUGCUACUCGAUUGUGUCUAGCUACACCGCGACAACAGGCUGCCAUGUAGUAACAGGGUUCAACUACGAGUACAGCGAGACGACAACCACAUACACGAUGACAUACACAUACAGCGACGACGAGGGAAGCGAGACUGAUGUGAUCACCCGCGUCGGCACCUACGAUGUCCCCACUGCAACUGAGACAACUGUCCGCACGUACACGACAAACCUAGACGGCGAGGAAAAGGAGUCGAUGACGGCGAUGUAUAUAAUGCCGGUUGUCACUCUCUUGUAUCAUGAGAGUGAUCUUGAGAAUGCGGCAAAGGAGACGGCGGCGGCCAAAGCCAAGGCUGAGGCUGAGGCUAGCGAGACGGCGACCAAUGCUGCCAACAGCCUGAUCGGGAGGAACGGGAAUUCUGUGUGGGAGGGUGUUGGCUCGGUGGUUGGGAUCUGGAUGGUAGCUAUGGCCUUGGGAGGCGCGUUGGUACUGCCGUGGUAAUUUUCUUGGUCUUGUAAGAUACUUCUGCAUUAUUGUUGUGCGGUUUAUGAUA
Aspergillus nidulans FGSC A4 is the source of this 1144-nucleotide messenger RNA. RefSeq lists its product as uncharacterized. Lineage: Eukaryota; Fungi; Ascomycota; Eurotiomycetes; Eurotiales; Aspergillaceae. The record is from RefSeq and is a predicted model, not a curated record. Bases 46 to 1092 code for a protein of 348 amino acids. The transcript has 2 exons.